AGGACACUCAGAGCCGCAGCCUCUACAGACAGACAUGGCCUCGUCCACACCCGCCAGGAGCACUCGCUCCACCUCAGCCGCAGCAGGUGCCCCUUCUCCGGGGAGCCCGACCCGCCUGAGCCGCCUGCAGGAGAAGGAGGAGCUGCGGCACCUCAAUGACCGGCUGGCCGCCUACAUCGAGCGGGUGAGGUCGCUGGAGGCGGACAAGUCGCUGCUGAAGGUGCAGCUGGAGGAGAAGGAGGAGGUCACCACCCGGGAGGUGUCCAACCUGCGCCUGCUCUACGAGACCGAGCUGGCCGACGCCCGCAAGCUGCUGGACCACACGGCCAACGAGAGGGCCCGGCUGCAGGUGGAGCUCGGCAAGCUGCGGGAGGAGCACCGGCAGCUGCAGGCCAGAAACAGUAGAAAAGAAUCUGACUUAACUUCCACUCAGAACCAGCUGAGAGAUCUAGAAGCCAGACUGAACUCGAAAGAAGCCGAGCUCGCCACUGCAUUAAGUGCCAAGAGGUGCCUGGAGGAUCAGACCCAGGAGCUGGAGGCUCAGAUAGUCGGUCUUGAAGCCUCUUUGAGGGACACAACAAAACAGCUUCAUGAUGAAAUGCUAUGGAGAGUUGACCUGGAAAAUAAGAUGCAAACCCUUAAAGAACAGUUGGAUUUUGAGAAAAACAUUCACAGUCAGGAGGUGCGGGAAAUGAAGAAACGCCAUGAUACCAGGAUUGUGGAAAUUGAUUCUGGCCGACGCAUAGAAUUUGAGAGCAAACUAGCUGAAGCUUUGCAAGAACUAAGAAAAGACCACGAGCAACAAAUCAAUGACUACAAGGAGCAGCUGGAAAAAACAUUUAGCGCAAAGCUGGAGAACGCGCAGCUUGCGGCUGCACAGAACAGCGAUUAUGCAACUGCAACCAGAGAAGAAAUCAUGUCCUCAAAGCUCAGAAUUGAUAUGAUGUCCUCACAGCUGAGCCAGUGUCUGAAGCAGAACUCUGCUCUGGAAAAUAAGGUGCGAGAAUUACAGGAGAUGCUGGACCGCGCACAAGAUAUGCACCGAAGACACAUGUCUGAAAAGGACAGAGAGGUGGCCGACAUGAGGCAUAACCUGCAGGCACAGCUGGAAGAAUAUGAGCAGUUACUGGACGUCAAACUCGCGCUAGACAUGGAAAUAAAUGCAUACAGAAAAAUGCUGGAAGGAGAAGAGCAGAGGCUCAAGCUGUCUCCAAGUCCUUCACAUCGGAGCAGCCCAAGGCAAGCAAGCCGUUUGUUGCGUGGCAAGAAAAGAAAAUUAGAGCACGAAAGAGGAGAGGGUAGACCUGGGUAUAAGAUCAUUCAGGAGGCCUCCUCUUCAGGUCCAGUAUCUAUAGAAGAAAUCGACCUGGAAGGAAAGUACUUGAGGCUUGUGAACAAUUCAGAUGAGGAUCAGCAGCUAAGUGGAUGGACCAUUAAUAGGCAACAUGGAAGCCUGCCUGAAAUUGGUUUUAAGCUUCCUGGACGGUUCAUUCUGAAAGCAGGCCAAUACGUUACUAUAUGGGCAGCUGGUCCUGGAGCGAUUCACAACCCUCCUUCAGAUUUUGUGUGGAAAGCUCAAAAAUCUUGGGGAACAGGGGACGAUAUGAAAGUUACACUACUAGACUCCACUGGUGAGGAAUUUGCUGAACGGACGGUCUUUAGAGUGAGAAGAGACGAAGGGGAAACUGAUGAGGAAUUUCUUGACGAGGAAUUGGCUGAGUUUCGUUCUAAGCCCAAAAGAAAGAAAAAGAAAUGCUGCUUAGUGUCAUGAUGCAGCAGGCAGGUGUCUGCAGUCCCACAAGACCGUGGAUCCCAGCUGUUCUGUCAUGUAAUGCCAAAGCAGAAUCAGAUACUCUCCUGCGAACGCCACCCUUUCCAUUCCGUUUCGUCCACCUUUCCCAAGGAGUUCUUUUUUCCCUUUUAGGAUAGAAUAGGGAAGAUUUUGUUGCUGUUAGACCUGUAGGGAAGUUGUUCAUUUCCGUGCAGACCUCUGAAGGGGUGCACUGUAGAGCACAGAGUUGCAAUAACACUAAUUUCUAUGUUGUGGGCACUUUAAAUGUAAUUUGUAAGAAAUGCUAUGUUUUUUUUUUUUUUUCCUGAUAUUACAGAUUUUUCUACAGUUCUGAAAAGAGUUGCACAUGGGUGUCUGACGUUCACUUGUUCAUAGCAGGCAGCUAUACGUUAAGUAUUUCUGUACCUGAGAGCAGAAGCGGUGUUUUACAGUCUAUUGCCUUGUUGGCGUGGUUCCCAGCACUGUCUGUGGCAGUGCUGCCUGCAAUGACUGCAGUUUGUUUACUAGCCAUUUAAACCACUUUGUGCCCAUAGCGGAACAAAAGAGGAUAAAAAAAAAUUAAGAAAAAGAAGAAAAAUCUGCGUAAAGCCCCAAAGACACGACCAUAUCCAUUUUGCACCAUACACUAAAUACUGAU
Messenger RNA from Bufo bufo (common toad), 2429 nucleotides. Its product is annotated as lamin-L(III)-like. The record is from RefSeq and is a predicted model, not a curated record. The coding region runs from base 35 to 1771 and encodes 578 amino acids. NCBI's taxonomy places the organism in Eukaryota, Metazoa, Chordata, Amphibia, Anura, Bufonidae. The transcript is spliced from 12 exons.